CUCCGUCGCGCGUUUUCGCCAUCAUCGCGGCGCGCCGCCGCCCGGGAGUGACGCGCGGGCUCCCGGCACCUGCCAGCAUGGAGGAGGCGGGGGCAGGCGGCGCGGCCCCGGCCCCGGCCCUCGCAGAGCUGCUGGCGGACGAAUGUUAUGCUGACUUCUUCAGAGAAGACUUUGAUGUGAAAGCUUAUACUUCCCAGUCUAUCCAUCAGGCUGUGAUAGCUGAGCAACUGGCAAAACUUGCCCAAGGUAUUAGUCAGUUGGAUAAAGAGCUUCAUUUACAAGUUGUUGCAAGACAUGAAGACCUGUUGGCCCAAGCAACUGGAAUUGAAUCCCUGGAAGGUGUCCUCCAAAUGAUGCAGACUAGAAUUGGUGCUCUACAAAGUACUGUCGAUAGAAUUAGAGUCAAAAUUGUUGACCCCUACAACAAAAUAGUGUCUCGCACAGCUCAGCUAGCAAAACUCCAAGCUGCCUGUGACUUGCUGCGGAGGAUAAUACGCAUCUUGUAUCUCAGUAAGAGACUUCAAGGACAACUGCAAGGAGGAAGCAGAGAGAUAACAAAAGCUGCCCAGAGUCUUAAUGAACUUGAUUACCUUUCUCAAGGGAUAGAUCUCUCUGGAAUAGAAGUAAUUGAAAAUGACCUGCUUUUUAUUGCAAGAGCUCGGCUUGAGGUGGAAAACCAGGCUAAAAGGUUGCUUGAACAAGGUGUGGAGACUCAGAAUCCUACUCAAGUGGGAACUGCUCUUCAGGUUUUUCAUAACCUUGGGACUUUGAAAGAUACCAUUGCUAAUGUGGUGGAUGGAUACUGCACAGUCCUGGAGGAGAACAUAAAAAAUGCUUUGGAUAUCAAAGUAUUGACCCAACCAUCUCAAACUGUUACAAGAGGUGGCCCUGGUAGAGCUGCUAUGCCAACACCUGGGAACACAGCAGCUUUUCGAGCAGCCCUGUGGACAAACAUGGAGAAACUCAUGGAUCAGAUCUGUGCUGCUUGCGGACAGGUGCAGCAUUUGCAGAAAGUAUUGACGAAGAAAAGAGAUCCUGUGUCGCAUGUCUGCUUCAUAGAGGAAAUAGUUAAGGAUGGCCAGUCUGAUAUUUUGUACAAAUUUUGGACUGCAGUAACUCAGACACUUUCUUCUCAGUUUCAGUCAGCAACAGACUCCUCUAUGUUUUUGAAACAAGCCUUUGAAGGAGAAUACCCUAAAUUACUGAGGCUUUAUAAUGACUUGUGGAAGCGCCUGCAACAAUAUAGUCAAAAUAUUCAGAGGAAUUUUAACACAAGUGGAACUACUGAUCUUCUUGCUGAACUACAGCAAAUGGAAGAAGAUACACAGGACAUAUUCAUGCAAAAAACCCAAGACUACGAUCCAGAAAAGGCCUUGAAAGAUUCACUGCAACAGUAUGAAGCUGCUUACUUGUCAAAAUCCUUAUCUCGACUCUUUGACCCCAUCAAUCUUGUUUUCCCUCCUGGAGGUCGGAAUCCUCCUUCUUCUGACGAGCUUGACAGCAUUAUUAAAACUAUAGCCAGUGAGCUAAAUGUGGCUGCUGUUGAUCCAGACCUGAGUUUAGCUGUGGCAAAAAAUGUUGCAAAGACCAUUCAGCUCUACGGUGUAAAGUCUGAGCAGCUUCUGUCUACACAAGGAGAUGCCAGCCAGGUGAUUGGGCCGCUCACGGAGGGGCAGAGGAGGAACGUGGCUGUAGUUAAUUCACUAUACAAACUACACCAGUCGGUUCUGAAGGUUGUUACCAAUCAGAGCUCAUUUCCAGCAGCUGCUGAGCAAACAGUCACAACUGCCUUAAAGGCAGUCCAUGAUCUAAUGGGUAGUGCUGUUCAGCCGUUACUGAACUCUGUAGGAGAUUCAGUAGAAGCUAUUAUCAUCACUAUGCACCAGGAAGAUUUUUCUGGAUCAUUAUCCGGCUCAGGAAAACCAGACGUCCCUUGUUCUCUGUACAUGAAAGAACUACAGGGUUUUAUAGCGAGAGUCAUGAGUGACUACUUCAGACAUUUUGAGUGUUUUGACUUUGUCUUUGAUAACACUGAAGCCAUGGCUCAAAGAGCAAUUGAACUUUUCAUUCGCAAUGCCAGUCUAAUAAGGCCCCUCGGUGAAGGUGGGAAGAUGCGGCUUGCAGCGGAUUUUGCACAGAUGGAGUUAGCGGUGGCACCACUGUGUCGGCGAGUCUCUGACCUAGGAAAAUCUUACAGACAGCUGAGGUCAUUCAGACCGUUGCUGUUCCAGACCAGUGAGCAUAUUGCCAGUAGCCCAGCUUUGGGAGAGGUUAUUCCAUUCAGCAUCAUUCUUCAGUUUUUAUUUACAAGAGCACCACCGGAGUUAAAAUCACCCUUCCAGAGGGCUGAGUGGUCCGUUGCCCGCUACUCCCAGUGGCUCGAUGAUCAUCCAUCUGAAAAAGACAGGCUUGCUCUCAUACGUGGUGCCCUGGAGGCUUACGUUCAAUCGGUGCGAACGAGAGAGGGAAAGGAAUUUGCACCGGUCUAUCCCAUAAUGGUUCAGCUGCUGCAGAAAGCAAUCUCAACCCUUCAGUGAACCAAUGUGGGCAACUCUCUCCAAUCCUGGCACAGUACUGCAGUCAGGGGUCUUUGGUGCCACACAGAUACUGCAUUCCCAACUAUGUAAGCUUUACAAGGAAAUGUGUUUACCUACUUCAUCUGUGAAACUUCUGUCUUCUUGCUUUAUGUUUGCAUUAUAGGAACUUAUUUAUACACAAAUAUCGUAAGGAAAUUGUACAGUUUUUAUGUGCUGUAAGUCCACAUCUAAUGAAAACAUAAUUCUUUAGCAUUCCUUUUGAAUUCAGAAAAACUAGAACAUGCUUGAACACUGCAGUGGAAUUGAUGAGUAUCUCAAAUAAGGAAGUAGCUCUUUUUCUUGUAAGUAUGAACAGUUGGAUACAUUUUAGCCUUAUUCAGUACUUCUAAACGCCAGAAUCAUCAGUUUUCAUCUAAAAAUCACUAAUUUUAACACAAAGAAAAGUAUUUAUAAAUAACAGAAAUUACUCUCUUAUUGCACUACUCUUUGCUUGGAAAUAAUUUAUAUAGAUUUCAACUCUCUUUUGGCUUAAACUGUAAUAAAGAAUGUUGACUCUCCAA
Molecule: messenger RNA, 3097 nt
Organism: Strigops habroptila (Kakapo)
Lineage: Eukaryota; Metazoa; Chordata; Aves; Psittaciformes; Psittacidae
Gene: COG5
Product: component of oligomeric golgi complex 5
Exons: 22
Coding region: 78-2537 (819 amino acids)
Biological process (GO): intra-Golgi vesicle-mediated transport
Cellular component (GO): COG complex
Source: RefSeq, a predicted model, not a curated record